Messenger RNA from Fukomys damarensis (Damara mole-rat), 4673 nucleotides. RefSeq names its product complexin 2 (gene Cplx2). The coding region runs from base 309 to 713 and encodes 134 amino acids. Gene Ontology annotation, cellular component: SNARE complex; terminal bouton. Gene Ontology annotation, molecular function: syntaxin binding. The transcript has 4 exons. Gene Ontology annotation, biological process: synaptic vesicle exocytosis; neurotransmitter transport; regulation of neurotransmitter secretion. The record is from RefSeq and is a predicted model, not a curated record. Lineage: Eukaryota; Metazoa; Chordata; Mammalia; Rodentia; Bathyergidae.
UUGAAUUUCCCAUCUGAAAGGGGAGCGGUAGCGCGUCAGGGCCUGGCUGAGGGGCGUGAUUGGAGAGCGCCUUCGGCAGCCGCCCGUGGGAGCAGCAGCGGCCCCAGCUCGCUGGCGGAGUUACACGAGGCGGCCUUGGGAGCUGGACUAGCAGAAGGAACCGCCUCGUUGAGUCGGGCCGGAGCCUUGCAGUGGCUUAGACGGUUGCGGGGACCGCCAGGUUGAAACACCUCUCCCAGCCAGGCCAGCCAGGAGCACAGAGCGCAAAUUCAGCCGUGGGCUAGAGCAAGCUAAUCAGAACCAGCAGCAUGGACUUCGUCAUGAAGCAGGCCCUCGGAGGGGCCACCAAGGACAUGGGGAAAAUGUUGGGCGGAGAGGAAGAGAAGGACCCGGAUGCUCAGAAGAAGGAGGAAGAGCGGCAGGAGGCUCUGCGGCAGCAGGAAGAGGAACGCAAGGCCAAGCAUGCACGCAUGGAGGCCGAGCGUGAGAAGGUCCGGCAGCAGAUCCGAGACAAGUAUGGGCUGAAGAAGAAGGAGGAGAAGGAGGCAGAGGAGAAGGCAGCCCUUGAACAGCCCUGUGAGGGAAGCCUGACCCGGCCCAAGAAGGCCAUCCCUGCAGGCUGUGGGGAUGAGGAGGAGGAAGAAGAGGAGAGCAUCCUGGACACGGUGCUCAAAUACCUGCCUGGGCCACUGCAGGACAUGUUCAAGAAGUAACGGGCUCUCCUGCUCCAGCCUCACUCCACUUGUUACAUUUUUUUUUUGUUGUUGUUGUUGUUGUUUCUUUUCUUUUUAUUCAGUUAAAUCUCAGUUCUGAAGGGGAAAACCUCAGUUGGCCUCUGCCCCACUUCCCUGGCCAGGGGUCCCUCCCCUCAGCACUCUCUGACACCCCAUUUCAUCCCAGGGUAUCAAGUCCCACCCCACUCCCAAGUACAGUAGUUUGAAAAGGGAAGACAGCUUUUCUGUAGCAGGGGGCACUGAACCCAGGGCCAAAGGCACUGGAUGGCUCCCUCUAGAAGCGUACGGUCUAUGUUAGUGUGGUAACCCCCAUACAUUCCUUCAUGCUCCCCACUGCCAGGAGGACCACUGUCCCCAGCCAGCCAAAGUAAUGACACAUUCCAGCCCUGCCCAGCAUGCUGACCUUUGGCCUCUGAUCCUCCAGCGGAUCUCCAGGUCAGGGCAGGAGCACUGAGGGGCCUGGCUCUGAGGGAAUCAGGGUAAGCCUGUCUCAUGAGGACAUAGCCUGAGAGGUCCCAGGUCUAGACAGGCUAGGAUCUGUUCAGGAGGCUGGGGCUCUCCUUUUUCUCUCUCCCUGGUGACACCCAGCCCAGGAGCACACCCUUCCCAAACCUCACCCAGAGAGGCAUGGCCCCUGCCAGGUUGGUCCCUCCAAAUGGAUCCUCUUUGGACUUUAACACAUCUGUGGAGGAACCCAGGAUAGGGUAACCCUUUGUUCUCUUCCACUCCACUUAGGUCCUGGGACCCCACUGCCAGGCUGGGCCCAGCUUGCUCAGCCAAGGGGCUUCCCAGGCCCCAAAAAACACUUGGAGCCAUCGGGCAGUGAUAGUCUAUGCCGUGGGAUCCCCACUUUGGUGUGACCACACUGCCCCCAUCCCUAUCUAUCCCUCUUCCACACUCUGUCCUGUCCAUGUGCUUCCAGGGCCCCAUGGUCCCCAAGAGGACCCUUCCUGGCCAAAGCCCCAAGUUGCUGGGGAGAAGCCAGCCCCCAUUUGAUAGAAGGCAUCUGUCUAUUCAUCCCACCGGCCAAGAACAAACUCUCCUCUGGGAUGUAUGGGACUGGCAUUUGCCCCCCAGUCACCUCCAGAUUGCCAAGGCCACCUCCUCAGCCAGUUUUGUGAGAAUGGUGUUGGGGCAGAGGGGAGUACCAAAUGAAGGAGGAAAGUGAGUUUAUGUGUGGCACAGAGUGUAACAGAGAUGGUAUCAGCAAUUGUGUGUCCAGAGAUUUUAUGUAGGUAUGUGUGGUUGGAGUAUGGUGUACCUUGAGAUUGUGUGUGUGUGUGUGUGUGUGUGUGUGUGUGUUAGUUAUCAUUAUCUCCAUGUUAGUGACUGUAUAUGUUAGGCAGCCUUGUUAUGUGUGUUUGUUUGAGGUGGUAUAGUUGAGUUGUGAUUGUGUCCCAUUUGCCAGCCAUCUUAUAUGUGUUUAGAGAGUGCAUGUGUUAGCUUGAAUAUGCAUGUGUUUUCACAAUGGCAUGUGUGUCAGGAGAAAUGAGUAUAUGUUAGAUGUCACAGAAGUGUAUGUUUGAAAGAAUUGCCGGAUGUGUUAAUACUGUCAUGUUCUCGUGUGUGGGUCCGAAAAAGCAGCUGUAUGCAUGGAUGUGUGUUUAGAGAGAAAGAAAGUGGCUAAGAUGCUCCCUCCCAGCCUUCAGACCAUUGAUCACAGGUGGCCACAUCUGACAGGAGACCUUGUCCUUCGCCUAGAGUCCUCCCACCCUUAGGGGGGUUCCUGCCUGAGGUCCUCAGAAUUCCACUGGAACAGACCCAGGCAAUACUCCAGGAAGCCAUGCUAGGCCCCCACCAGGGCCUAUCCCAAAAGCAGGGGCCAGGGAGGGGGCGACUUGCCUGCCCCUGAAGCCUUUGCCCCAUUGGCCUGUUUGCAUUUUGCAGGUUUUCCAUUUUAGUGGAUUUAUGCUUUUAUUUCAGAGAGACACGUGUCUUCUCUGUCCGUUUCCAAUAGUUAAAGCCAUAUCAGUUAGACUGCAAUACUUUAAAGAUGAAACAAAACAAUCCAUAUGUUUAGGGAACCAAAAGAGUCCCCUGAUCUGUCCCUUCUCUGAGGAGCAGGGCCCUGGAAGCUCCAGCUCCCUGGGCUUAUCCUCCUCCCCCACCCCACACCUUCCCUUUGUGCCCGUCUCAGGCCCCCCAGGGGGCCAUGUCUGUGUCUGUGCCUAUGUCUGUGAUGGGGAGCCACCUUGCACCCCUGAUGUCUGUUUGUCUGUGUCUUUUUACCUGGGCAGGAUGGUCAUUCUCAAGAGUCCUGGGCCAGAGACAACAGGGCCCAGUUAAGAGGUCCCAGGCUUCCCUAGUCCCUUUGUGGGAGUCACAUUGGACACAGGAGUAGAUACUGGUGUUAAAACAGGUCUCUCCCUUGAGAGGGACCCUCAGACAUUAAAGGCAGGGCCAGGGUAUGGAGUGCCAAAUAGGUGGCAGAGACCAAGACUCAGAGAGCUGCAGAUAAGCAAGGUAACCUAGCCAUUCAAUAUAUCUCAACACCUUAGACAGUGUCCCUGUGGUCUUCACAGCCCCUGUGGACCCCAGAGUGGGCUUUGAGCUUUUCAGGUCCACCUUAGUCCCCUCUAAGCUGGACUGGCUUAGUCUGAGUGCACCUCCCAGACUCCUCCAUCCUACUCCCAGGCAGCAGGACUCGAGGUCUUUCUGGAGGUGGGGCAAUUGGACAAGAAUUUCUGCCUGGUGCAUCCCUGCUUCCUCCAAUGGAAAGUGAUCACUGUCAGAUCCAGGGGGAAGCAAUUAACACAGACCUGACUAUAAUGAGAAGCCUGAAGUGUAGGCCAUAGAGGAUGUCUGUGUGCAACACACUCGUAGGAGGAGAAAAUAUACAGAAGAUGCUCUAGCAGGGACGGGGUGUUCAUGCGGUGUACCUGGGAUGGACAUAUGUGUUGUUCACUGAAUGGGAGGAGGGAUGAGUGUGUCACGCAGAAAUGGGACGGUGUACUUGAUACACAAUGAGAGGGAGAGUGGCCCAAGAAUUCAGCACACUCAUAUGACACACAAGGGAGGAGUAAUUUUUGGUAGGUGACUAAAAACAGAAUGAUCACAUUCUGAAAAUGUGUAUGUGUGGUAUGUGGGUAUGUGUGUCCUUGGGCAGGGCCACCCAGGCUCCUCCUGUCCCUAGGAUUCUCCACCAGCGAGAAGAGCCUUCUCUGAGUUUCCUUGUGCUGGGCACUGGUAAUGGGCCAGGAUUUCCAAAUGUGGAUGUCUCUAUCUAGGCCCAAAAAUGCCCAGAAGGCAUGUCCUUAACAGCAAACCUUUGUAGUGUGCUUGUUCAAAUGGAAGCAGGAUGUCAAGAGGGCAUCCCAGGUGUAUAUGAGAGAGACUGAGAAAGUGAGAGUAUGGAAAAGAGAGCUAGAAGUAUUGCAGCCCAGGGCUCCUUCCAAGUGGGGCAGCUGGUGGGCAAAGCAGCCAUCCAAAAGGCUUGUGGCUAGAGUAAAAUAGGGGAUUUUCCAGGCCCAAGGGGAGGGUUACCAACCUCCACAGUCCAACUGUUCUGGCCUUCUAGAGUUCCACAGGGUUUUUGGCUGCACAGGGAGGCUGAAGUCAGACCUGCUCCAAUAAGGAGGACAUGCCUCCCACCCGAUGUCCCCUGCUCCAGUCUCCAUUCCUGCUGCCCCACCCUCUUCACUGGGGAGAAAACGGGAGGUGCUCGUGCUGGCCCUGGGACACAGCUAGGGGUCCUACUGAGACCCAGGAGAGAUGGACCAUCCUGCUCAUGCGGGGGAGCCCUCUUCCCGCAUCUGUGCUGUGUCUUUGUUGCUCUGCUUCUUUUAAAUGUGUCAGUGCCUGGGGGGAGGGGAGGGCCACCCUCUCAUGCCCCACUGAACCUGACCUAAAGCCAUGGCUGUUGCUCCCCACUUUGUAUGACGCAAAUGCUAAGAUGUACAAAACCAACCAUGAUAACAAAGAAAAAGACCUUGUACAGCA